UCAGAAGCGGGAAACCCACUUGGUACUGGUGUCGCGAUUCUAAAGCCCGGAGUCGAAGAAAAUUUAAAUGAAGUGACGAAAGGUAAACCCUAACGCUAAACUCCUCGGUGGUCUCGGGACCUCCGCUUCUCUUCUCUCUCAUGGAUGUCGACCCAAAUUUCUCCUUGCUUCUUCGAAAUCUCAAGAUGGAUGAUCCGUGGAUCCUUCCGAAGACGUGGGAGUCGAUACCCUCCGAGAGCGGAGCUGCUAGAUCUGGCGAUGCCGGUCGCGGACCUCAAGAUCCGAUCUACGAUUCUUCUUCCGUUUCCGAUGCUGUCUUGGUGCGGUUGGUUAUAAAUGCUCUACAAGGUGUGAAGUCAGCUCUUGCUGAAAUUGAGAAGCUCUCAGCAGCAUUUUGUUCGAGCCCAGCAGAUAGAACUAUUCAUCGGGUUCCUAGUUUGUGGUGUCGAUCAUUGAGCACUAAUGCUUUGGGAAAGAUUCUUAAAUCUAUAUAUCAUUCAGGUCUUCUGGUUUUUUUCCUCCAGAAGUUCAUAAACUUUUAUCUUGGCGAGAGUCAAGCUAUAAUGACAGAAAAUAGAGACAAAGAUGAGGAAGUUGAAGAUCUAAACAAUCUCAAGUUUGCAGAAAAUCUUCUAAGACCACUGUCCAAGGAAGUUCACCAUAAAAAUGAAUUGGGUAUGCACCCUCCUUACAGUCUGGUUAAUCAGGCAUUUUCAGUAGCAGUCAAGAAAGUUUUGGAAGGAUACUUUUGUGCCUUUGGUACUUUAUUGGCAUCAAUGAAAUUAAGGCGUGCAAUUAAAAGUCCUGAUGCCUGUGCAAAAUUUUCUGAUGGAGCUGUCAAUCUCAUGCUUGCUGUUCAUUCCGAAAUCACUGUUCUGGAGGUUUACUUGCACACCAAGGAACUAAGAACACACAUUGAGUCUCUUGGAAAUAUCUGCUUCCCCAAGUUUGCAGAUCUUGGCCUGUCUGGAAAGGAUUUAACAGUCGAUGCUAAGUUAGAGUUUCAUAACUUCCCAAGAGGUGCAGAUCUACUUACAUAUUUGUAUGUUCAGCUCCGAGAUGCUGAUCCAGUUCAUCAUCCACUUCUUAACUUUCUCUUUGUUCACUCAUUCGAACCAUACUAUGGCUUCAUUAAAUCAUGGAUUUAUCGAGCUACCAUUGAUGAUCCUUAUGAAGAGUUUUUUGUAGAUUAUUUACCAACUUCAAAUGGUCCAGUUGGCUCUCCUAGUGACCUCUCUUUAAUAUUCAUCAAGGAGCGAGAUUGUGUAUCAAUGCCUUGUUUUCUGAAAGAUGUUUGUCGUCCCCUUCUCCGAGCUGGACAACAGCUUCAAGUUCUUGUGAAACUUCUUAAUUUAUGCAGUGUUUCUGUCACUCGGGAAGGAGCUCAUAUGCAUUGCGAUAUUACAAAUAUUGUGGAAAUGCUUCCGUAUUGGUCUGGCACAUCAAGUGACUCAACAUUUGUCUUGAACUCCCUAGCUUUUACCAAAAUCAGAGUAGAAGACUUAAUGCAUAAGAGGGACACUCUUUACAAAAUGAUGCUGGAAAGGCUUCAAAGUUUUUUCUCAAAUUUUAAUGUUAGAAAUCGACAGAUCAAUCGCAAUGUAAUUCCUUUUGCUAGCACACCUAGCUUGCUUGGUAAAAGAAGAGAUGUAAAUGACCUGAGUUUUUUGGCUUCUGAUGAGGACUUUAUUUUCUCUGGCAUUGCUGAUGAAGAAGAAGCUGCCAAAAUGCCAGCAGUUCGAAGAGAGGAGGAUGCUUCUUAUGCAUCUGAGGAUUCUUCAUAUGAGUUGGAACCAUUAAAAUCUUUAGAAUGUUCUUCUUCAUAUAGUUCUGUAGAGGAAAAUGAACCUGAGGUGUUUUUUAGGUUACAUGAUAAUGUAUCACAGCCAGAAAAAUUUCUGCUUUCAAAUCUAUCCACAUGUUAUACCACUGAAAAUAUACUAGAGAACUCUCUUGAAACUGAAAGGUCAUGUUCUCAGAUUUUGUGUCAAAAUAAUCAUAGUAGAAUGGUUCCUUUCUUUCCUCUAUCCAACCAGGCUUAUGAGGACGAGAAGUUGAUUCAGAUUCCUGUUCCCAUUCAAUCAGGGAACGUACAAAGUGCUAAACUGUCAGAUUCUGUACAUGAAGGUUAUCAUUCUGGUAGAUGCUGGCCAUUAGGAGGACUUCCGAAAAAUCCAUUUUACAACUAUAGGAACUAUAUGGGUCCAAAAGAACCACACUGCUCUGAGAAUAGCCUACGGAUGACAGAUGGGAACACAGAAACCCCAGAAAGGGAAGAAUCAAUUUUCAGUGAAGUGUUCAUUCCAUUCAACUUGAGGUCAGAUACAGAUAAUAAGGUAAAAUUUAUGAAUAGCAGAGAUGGACAUCUUUCUUUGCAUAUUCACAAAUUAUGGAAUUCCGAGGACUAUCAUGAUCUCAGCACUAACCCCAUGGUGACAAAAUCUGCUUGGUUUCGGAAAGCUCACAACUUGAGAAAUGGAGUACUCACAAAAAAUGAGGGAUCCUAUCUCCCAUACUUUGACUUCUCAUCUGUGCUACUUCCUUGUAAGGCUUCUUCUGGGAGCGUGUUUUCCGGUUCUGGACAUGGUUUUCAAGUCGAGCCUCCAGUUGUGAGCUCUGGUGUUUCUGCUGUACAAGUGAAUGGAAUUUCUGAAGGCCAUAUGCAAGAUAGUGUGGCAAAUCUAUCAGUUUCAAGUCCUGUUUGUUCAUUAUCAGAGGAAAACCAUGUAUCAGGGAUUCUUCCACAAAGUGCUUUUGGUGGUGCAGCGUGGGUGCAAUCGUUACAGUAUUCUGGUGAAGACACCAUGCUCAGUUCUAGAGAGACAUUGGAUGGUUCUGCAAUAUUUGAGAUGCCACUUUUUGUCGCUAUUGACAAAUGCAUACUACAAGAAAUCUUGCUUCAGUAUAAAUAUGUCAGCAACUUCACUAUUAAGUUUCUUGAUGAAGGAUUUGAUCUGCACGAACAUUUAUUGGCAUUGCGGCGUUACCAUUUUAUGGAACUAGCAGACUGGGCGGAUUCAUUCCUUAAGUCUCUUUGCAAUCAAAAAUGGUCUGUUGUUGAGCCAGAGCAGAAACUAGCAGAAAUCCAAGGGCUCCUUGAGUUGGCUUUGCAGAGAUCUUCAUGUGAGACUGACCAAUACAAGGAAAGAUUAUUUGUCUACAUAAAGGGACAGAAUACAAUGCCUCUGUCAACUUCCAUAACUGGCAUCCAUGUGUUUGAUUUUAUGUUGUUGGGCUACAGAGUUGACUGGCCUGUCAGUAUCAUUGUGACACAAGAUGCAUUAAAAAUAUACGCUGAGAUAUUUGGUUAUCUUGUUCAAGUCAGACUUGCUGUUUUUUCUUUAGCUGAUGUAUGGUACUGUUUAAAGGCCUUGAUGCCUUCAAUUUAUCGCAGUCGACAUAAGAAUUCUCAUGUAAUGAUGGACUUCAACAUCUUAAUGAAAAUGAGGCAACAAAUAAAUCACUUUGUUUCUACACUCCAACAAUAUGUUCACUCCCAAUUAUCAGAUGUGUCAUGGUGCCGGUUUCAACAUUCCCUCAAGCGUCAGGUCAAAGACAUACUGGACUUAGAAUCAGUGCACAUGUCAUAUCUUGCUGAUGCGUUGCACAUAUGUUUUUUGUCUGUUGAGACAAAACCAGUAGCUCUUAUCAUCAAAAACAUUUUACAAUGUGCAUUGGACUUUCGGCACUGUUUCACUGGAGGUGAUUUGGAUGAUCCGGCCAAUGGUGCAGAUUCAUUGAACUUGCGAUCUCAGAUGAACUUUUCUCAGGUCUUUGCUAUCAAAACUACAUUUGAGAAAAACAUUAGGGAUCUGUACCUCCUAUAUCUCAAGUCUCCAAAAUAUGGUGAAUUUAAUUUUUGCCGUUUUUGGGGCUAUCUCAACUACAAUGAUUAUUAUUCCAAUACCUUCAAUAAAGAAAUGGGCUACUUUUAUAUGAGUUGAUAUCCAGAAAUGCAGAUUGUGACAGUUGCUGUUGAAUUGCUUACACUAGUGAUAUCAGGAGAUUUCUUACACAGCGAGGAAGCAGACAUGCAGACUGAGGUCUCAAUAUACAUGUGAUAUCGAGUUCAUGGAUUAUAGAAACCCAUCCUCACAAUUUGUAUAAUAAUUAAUGAGUUUCUUCGAGAUGGUCUUCUAGUAAACUUAACAAUUUUAGCUUGAGAUUCAAAAAGAACAUGCAUAUUUUGUUGGAUAAGUUCUUGGAAUGCUGCUUGGAUUCUGCCCUUGUUACAUUGGAGAAAUGGUGCUUGUGACUUGGAAAGCGCGGUUUCUGGUUUUAUUACAUGACAUUGCCGGCUUGCGUCAAUAUAUUAACCUAUGAUUGAUUCUAGUACACUGAUGUAGUAGUUCAAGCAGACGGUCACUCACUAAGGAAAUCAGUCAGAGUUACCGUCCAGGAUCCUGUGGUGCACAGCUAAAGCAACUAUGUAUGUAUGCUGCCUUGUCUUUAGUGGACUGAAUGUUUGAUAAAAUUGAAGGACAAGGUUUAAACAUGAGUUUUGUUUCGGCCUUUUUUUUGUGUAAAAUUUUUAUUGAGUGCUUUAUGUAAUACUUUUGUAAUUUAUAAUACAUAUUUGGUUUUUUUUUUAUCAAAA
Elaeis guineensis (African oil palm) is the source of this 4597-nucleotide messenger RNA. RefSeq lists its product as uncharacterized. Gene Ontology annotation, cellular component: gamma-tubulin complex; microtubule organizing center; spindle pole. Gene Ontology annotation, molecular function: microtubule minus-end binding; gamma-tubulin binding. Lineage: Eukaryota; Viridiplantae; Streptophyta; Magnoliopsida; Arecales; Arecaceae. The record is from RefSeq and is a predicted model, not a curated record. Gene Ontology annotation, biological process: microtubule nucleation; spindle assembly; mitotic cell cycle.